AUGCGCGCGGACCGCGCCGCGCUGCUCGCGUGGCUCGUGUGCUGCGCCGUUGCCCUGCCCGCGCACAAAUACAGCACGCGCCUCGUGCGCACCAAGUAUGGCCCGCUGCGCGGCAUCGUCGUGCACUCGCACCCGCAGGUCGAGGCCUAUCUCGGUGUUCCCUACGCCACGCCACCUCUCGGAAGCCUCAGAUACAUGCCACCGGUGACGCCAUCGCAGUGGCGCACGACGCGGCUGGCGGACUCGGUGGGGCCAGCGUGCCCCCAGGCGCCACCUGCCGCCACACCGCACGAAGACGCGCUGCUGCUGCACCCGCGCGCGCGCAUCCGGCACCUCGAGGCGCUCCUGCCUCUGCUCGCUAAUCAAAGCGAAGACUGCCUCUAUGUUAAUCUUUAUGUUCCUACUAACGGGGCAGAGGAUGGCGUGGAGGGCGAGGGGCUGCCGUGCGUGGUACUCGUGCACGGCGAAUCGUACGAGUGGGGUGCUGGCAACGCGUACGACGGUACCGCGCUCGCCGCGCACGGCAAUAUCAUCGUCGCCACCAUCAACUUUAGACUCGGGGUAUUGGGUUUUUUAAAGACCGGUGCUAGAGGGUCGGCGCAGGGUAACUUCGGGCUGAUGGACUUGGUGGCGGGGCUGCACUGGCUGCGGGAGAACCUACCCGCAUUCGGUGGUGACCCCCAACGCGUCACGCUCAUGGGACACGGCACCGGAGCAGCUCUUGCUAACUUUCUAGCGGUCUCACCUGUUGGAAGAGAGCUACUGAAGCGCGUCAUCUUGUUAAGCGGGUCGGGUUUGAGCUCUUGGGCGCUGCAGAGAGAACCGCUCACGAUAAAAAGAAAGGUAGCGGAGCAAACAGGCUGUCACGGUGACUUGUUGGAAGAUGACUUAGCGCCCUGCCUUCGAAAGCUUCCCCUUUCUGCACUCCUGGCGGUGCGACUCGAUCCCCCCAGAUUUCUGCCAGGCUUCGCGCCUUUCGUUGACGGAACUGUUAUUGUAAAUCCAUCAUCGGCUCCACCCCCUACGGAUAACUCAAGAUUGGGUGCGGGCGCGGCGGCUGUGGCCAAUGCCGCAGGACAUGAACUGGCAGACUUUUCUCACAGAGAACUGCUUUUUGGGCUUACGACAACAGAAUCUUACUUGGAAUUCAAUGCUCAAGACUUGGAGUUCGGUUUUAACGAAACUCGACGGGACCGUAUUCUGCGUACAUUUGUUCGUAACGCCUACUAUUAUCAUCUUAAUGAAAUUUAUUCUACUUUAAAAAACGAGUACACGGAUUGGGAUAAACCCGUUCAGAACCCUUUGAGUGUACGCGACGCGACCCUCGAGAUUCUCAGUGAUGGGCGUACCGCAGCGCCUUUGAUACGACUAGGCUAUUUACAUGCUCUGCGAGGUGGAACAACUUAUUUUACACAUUUUCAUCACCUUUCUCAAGAUAAAGAUUAUCCACAGCGACCGGGCUCCGUGCACGGCGAAGAAUUACCAUAUUACUUGGGAGUUCCGUUCUCUCAGACUCAUCAUCAGAACUUCUCGCAGCAGGAACAGCGCGUCUCGAAGAUUUGCAUGCAUUAUAUCUCUAACUUCGUAAGAUACGGUAAUCCCAACGACCCAUCGGCUACGCCUCCUCCGAGUUCGUUAUUAGGGGAGACACCUCGUCUCGGGCCCGAUCAAAUGCUAUAUUGGGACACGUAUGACACAAUUAAUCAGCUCUAUAUGGAAAUCGGUAAUAAACCGGAGAUGCGGAAUCACUAUCGAGGACACAAAAUGUCUCUGUGGCUGUCGCUCAUACCGCAACUUCAUCGGCCUGGCAACGACUUACCGGACGCCGCUAUGCGUCACCAUCACUUCCAAGACGACAAUGCUAAUUAUUAUGAAGGUGCAGUGAGACCACAAUCAAUAUCAAGGGCACACAUUCCACAUGUCGUUAAUGUUGACAACCCUGGCCGCGGAGAAGGUCGCAGUACGCCUUCUUCUCGCUCAGCUCAGCCGAAACCUUCCCCCUCCCCGCCGGUCAUAUCUACUGAGUGCCCGCCGAACGCAACCGUCACACCGGUGCACCCGGACGAUGCUCUACUCCGCCGACUGGCAUCGUCUCAUUACCAGUCUUACACGGCCGCGCUCACUGUAACGAUCGCAGUCGGAUGCUUCCUUCUGUUGCUAAAUGUGUUAAUAUUUGCCGGAAUUUAUCACCAACGCGGAUCACGACCGAGACGUUCGAAAGAUGACCUGGGCGAGGCAGGCAGUUCGUCCUCCUCGGACAAUUAUGAUGCGAAAUUAGAUUAUGAAAUUCGUGCUUACGACGGAAAAGGGUUCGGCUUCGAUUGUAAGUCGGCUCACGUGUCACGAAGUUUAAGUUCUAAAUAUGAUUUACGGACGUUAUCUGAUUGUGGAGAACCCACGUUUGGGGAGUACAGUUGUUACGAUGAAAAACAUCGAGCCGCUUGUAAUUCUUUACCGGACGUCAGUGUCGGCAGUGCGAUAGAAGCGGGAAGUGUUGUGUGUAUCGAUACACAAAAACCGGAUAUACAAAAAGUGGAAGGACGAAUGCAGCCGGAUCCAAUAGGCAGAACGAGUACAUUUGAACCACGCGUUGUAGAUAGUUCAACACAAGUCAAAUUCGGGCCUGUGCCAGAUUCCGAGCUCACAUCAGAUUCUAAUGGAGACUCUGAAACUGGGGCUGGAGGUUCGGGAAUUUUGAGAGCUCCGCCAGCAAAUUCGACCCCGGUGCCGCCAGGAAUUAUGAAGAAGAGGGUACAGAUACAGGAAAUAUCUGUAUGAGAUUUUCUCACUACCCCUGAGGUGGUUAUUAACAAAAGGACAAAAUUGUGAAUUUAUCAGCCUAAUUAAUAAUGUAUAUACUAUGACUAUUAUUACGAAAGUGUAAAGUUAUGUGUAAAUAUUGUAUACAAAUUAUUUAUAGUGCGAACGAGCAGCAAAAUUUUAAAUUAUGUUGAACCUUGCCAGUGAACGAGUUGUAAAUAUAUAUAUAGUUGUGGAGGUUACAAUAUUCUAGUCGUAUGAGGUAGGAUCGAAUAUAAUGAAAUAUAUGUUAACAACAGAUUUUCGUUGUUCUAAAUUUAUUCUGCCAUAUUAAUUACGUGAACGUUAAUUACAUGUACCUAUAUAAAUUAUUCACACGUUUAUUCUAUUUGUUACUCGAUUCCUAUCUUUGAUA
Molecule: messenger RNA, 3175 nt
Organism: Papilio machaon (common yellow swallowtail)
Lineage: Eukaryota; Metazoa; Arthropoda; Insecta; Lepidoptera; Papilionidae
Product: neuroligin-1
Exons: 13
Coding region: 1-2778 (925 amino acids)
Biological process (GO): chemical synaptic transmission; synaptic vesicle endocytosis; presynaptic membrane assembly
Cellular component (GO): synapse; cell surface; postsynaptic membrane
Molecular function (GO): neurexin family protein binding; signaling receptor activity
Source: RefSeq, a predicted model, not a curated record